UCUUUUCAGUGUUGAAAAAGGUCUAAAACAUAUCUGCAAGCGCGAAUUCUUCGGUGGUAAACAAAACAGAAACUUGGACGCUGAAUCUGCUCAAUAAAGGAUAAUUGUGAUAAUCAUGGCCGACAAACAGUCAUCGGGGGAAGCUAAGAAAUCCACCCAGACAUCAGCGGCGUCUAAAAAGACGGAAAAACAACAAAAGAAGUCGGUUCCGGGAUCUCAAAACUCUGCGCUGGGUGAUGGCGAGGAAAUGCCGGAAAAGUCAUCGGCGCAGCCGACUGCGUACAGCAUGCGACCGGCUUUUGGAGAGAUGUUUCCCCUGCCCAUUGUAAAGAAUAUAAUGAACAGCGUUAUGGGCGAGAAACUCAAAGACAAAACCUAUGACAAGGACGUGGCCAGUAAGUGGACCAGUGAAAUAGCCGACGAGAUCAACCAGCAGAUUGCAUCCAAUCCGAAGGUCAAGCGGUACAAGCAUGUGGUCCAGGUGAUGCUUGGCCAGGAGCUGGGAGCGGGAGCCACUUACAAUUCGCGUUGCUGCUGGGACUGCGACUGCGACACCUCGAUAUCCGAGGUCUACAGCAACACCAGCUUGUUUUGUGUGUGUACUGUAUUUGGGACAUAUCAAUAUUAGAAUCCUUUUACAUCCUGGAGAACUGACUAGGCUAAGCACGCUAUUAAUUUUUUUUGGACCAAAUGUUGAUAUUUGGACGGUUGGAAAACUGAUUAGGCUAAGGACCAAUCUCACCUCCUUUAUUUAUUUAUUCUAAAUGGCACCGGGAACCGAAAGAGAGCUUCACUUUCGAUGCUUGACCUUCGUCGCGCCUCAUUGGAUGCGUACGUUCAGCGGAUUCAGUAUGCGGCCCGACAUUACAGCGACGUCCAGGUCGCGAUCAAUGAUGAAAAACAUAAACGGAUGGUUCACAGAGAUCUGAAUGGGCUUCGUUUGCGCGCCAUAGUUGCCUAGCGAGUAGAAGGAAGUGUUUAUUGCAUUUUACAUAAAUACUGUUGCCACUAGAGACUACUGCUGGCUGUUGCAGCAAUAGGUGAGGCAGCAAAGAUGUGCGUUGCGCCUCAAUGCCUUCGUGGAGGUGUGCUGCAAUGCAAGACACUUACGCUUCAGCUGAUUGAUGGGAUGCGUUCGGAUGGUGACGUCUAUGGAUUGCUCAAUGUGCCGCACAUAGACGCCCUUCUCAUCAGUCAUGGGUCGAAAAUCGGCUCGAUUUGGCUCAAACACGUCACAGCUGCAAAACGACAAAACGAAAGUAAAAGUGAGGAGAAGUGUAUGAAGAUUCCCAGAUUCAGCACAGCUUACAUUCCCAUCUGCAAUAAAAAAGCAAAAAAUACACACAGCUCAAUAAAAAACACUGAAAUGAA
Molecule: messenger RNA, 1371 nt
Organism: Drosophila ananassae
Lineage: Eukaryota; Metazoa; Arthropoda; Insecta; Diptera; Drosophilidae
Product: dynein light chain Tctex-type protein 2B
Exons: 3
Coding region: 116-628 (170 amino acids)
Biological process (GO): microtubule-based movement
Cellular component (GO): cytoplasmic dynein complex; cytoplasm
Molecular function (GO): dynein intermediate chain binding
Source: RefSeq, a predicted model, not a curated record